Messenger RNA from Tetrahymena thermophila SB210, 1425 nucleotides. RefSeq lists its product as hypothetical. Lineage: Eukaryota; Ciliophora; Oligohymenophorea; Hymenostomatida; Tetrahymenidae. The transcript has a single exon. The record is from RefSeq and is a predicted model, not a curated record.
AUGAAUUAGAUCAAGACAUUAAUUGUUAUUUUAUCUUUGACUUUAUUGUUUGUUAAUGCUUAAACUAAAAACUUUUUAGGUGCUUAAAGCCUAAACCAAUAAAAUUCUUAAGAAGGGAAAUAAUCAGGAGAAUUGCUCUAUGCAGAUAAGGAAAGUAGUUUAGAACGUCAAUUACAAAAUACAAGAGGUAAUGGAGGCCAGGUAUCACAAUAAGGAGCCUAAGGAGGCCAAGGACCAUAAGGUGGCCAAUAAGGACAAUAAGGAGGUCAAAGAGGUUAAUAAGGAGGCUAACAAUAAGGUGGCCAAUAAGGAGGCUAACAAUAAGGAGGCUAAUAAUAAGGUGGCCAAUAAGGAGGCUAAUAACAAGGAGGCUAACAAUAAGGAGGCUAAUAAUAAGGUGGCCAAUAAGGACAAUAAGGAGGUCAAAGAGGUUAAUAAGGUGGCUAAUAAGGAGGCCAAUAAGGAGGCUAGUAAUAAGGAGGCUAACAAUAAGGUGGCCAAUAAGGGCAGUAAGGAGGCUAGUAAUAAGGAGGCUAAUAAUAAGGUGGCCAAUAAGGACAAUAAGGAGGUCAAAGAGGUUAAUAAGGUGGCUAAUAAGGAGGCCAAUAAGGAGGCUAGUAAUAAGGAGGCCAAUAAUAAGGAGGUCAAUAAGGAGGCUAACAAUAAGGUGGCCAAUAAGGGCAGUAAGGAGGCUAGUAAUAAGGAGGCUAAUAAUAAGGUGACCAAUAAGGAGGUCAAAGAGGUUAAUAAGGAGGCUAACAAUAAGGAGGCCAAUAAUAAGGAGGCUAACAAUAAGGUGGCCAAUAAGGACAAUAAGGAGGCUAAUAAGGAUAAUAAGGAGGCCAAUAAGGACAAUAAGGAGGUCAAAGAGGUUAAUAAGGUGGCUAAUAAGGAGGCCAAUAAGGAGGCUAGUAAUUAGGAGGCUAACAAUAAGGAGGCCAAUAAUAAGGAGGUCAAUAAGGAGGCUAACAAUAAGGUGGCCAAUAAGGGCAGUAAGGAGGUUAGUAAUAAGGAGGCUAAUAAUAAGGUGGCCAAUAAGGAGGUCAAAGAGGUUAAUAAGGAGGCCAAUAAUAAGGAGGUCAAUAAGGAGGCUAACAAUAAGGUGGCCAAUAAGGACAAUAAGGAGGCUAGUAAUAAGGAGGCUAACAAUAAGGAGGCUAAUAAUAAGGUGACCAAUAAGGAGGCUAAUAAGGACAAUAAGGAGGUUAAUAAGGAGGCCAAUAAGGAGGCUAACAAUAAGGAGGUCAAUAAGGGCAAUAAGGAGGCUAACAAUAAGGAGGCUAACAAUAAGGAGGCUAGUAAUAAGGAGGCUAGUAAUAAGGAGGCUAACAAUAAGGUGGCUAGCAAUAAGGAGGCUAACAAUAAGGUGGCUAAUAAGGAGGCUAACAAUAAGGAGGCUAAUAAGGACAUUAAGGAGGUAAUUGA